GUCCGUUUUGCGCCACUGCUGGCACUGGAGCCAAUUUAUAUUGCGAACUGCGAGAAGCCUGCCCCUUGGAUUCAAGAAGUGGUGAAUAGUCUACUGAUGUCAUUGAUCAGUCCUACAUUGUUCUGUGCUUCGGCCUCCAAUUGGGCAAUGCAAUACGGUACACCUGAUAACAAUGGCCUUGGGCCAAGUGUCAAGGGGAGUUCUUGCGGAUGCUGACGUCGUGAUGGCUUCCCUUUUUGAUCUGAGGUGCGAGAUGGAGAACUACGGGGCAGACUUUCAGGAGGGCCUCGGCGAGGGAGCUUUGCGCGAGCGGCUCAAGACGCACAAGAGAGACUAUGCAAACAGAGAACUUUCUAGUGUCUCUGCGGACGUGGCAGCAGGCUUUAUGCCAAGCAACUGCACCGGUCCCUCUGGCGUUAGAGGGGUUCAACACAAUUUUGGGAGCUUGCUUAAGGAACUAGAAGAAAAGAGUUUUGACCACGCAGCCAGAAACAUAGACGUCUUCUUUCUCGGCCACAAAUGGGGGGAGCACUUUGAGAACAUGGGCGAACUCCAGACUGCAGAAACAUUCUAUGCGGGCGCGCUUCAAGCCGGUGACUGUCCUGCGGGCCGAAAGGCCCUGUCCCAAGUAUACGGCAAACGGGACAUGGUCGCUGUGGUGCAACAGUACUUGGGGCUCCUUUACAAGAAACAGAAGAAGUUUGACAAGGCAGAGCAAAUGUAUUUCAAGGUUCUGGACACUCCGGCCGCAAGCCUUGUAAUGAGCACGCUUACAUUGCAUCAGCUGUCAAACCUGUACCUAGUCACAGGGGAUGCGGCCAAGCUCAGGAAUGCUCACAAGCGGUGGAAGAAGCUGCUGGUGGCUCACAAGGUUCCUGAGGACACCCUUAUCUACUGCCAGUAUCAUGAUAGCAGGGCGGACUUCCUACGGACCCAAAGAGAGUUCAAAGAAGCCGUCGAGCACCGGGAACAAGCGAUGGCGAUCUACGAGAGUGCUUAUGGUGCGGACUCGUGGCUGCUUAACCCCAAGCUGGUCAACCUGGCUAAACUCUCCAUGGAUCAGUUCAGAUUCGAGCCGGCAUAUGCUAGGCUUGAACGGGCCCAGAAGAUCUGCUCACGAUUACGCCAGCUCACCGAAGCAGAAAAGAAUUCAUGCCACCCCUUUGUUCCAGUCCUACAAAAUCCAGUCCUUGCGACGACGAAACAACAGCAAUUGCAAGCGCAGACCCUCGCCGCCAUGGGUGACGUCAGAAGCGGGCAGCGGCGAAACUCAGAAGCGCUGGCCCUCUUCGAGCGCGCAUUUCGGAUGGACUACGACAAAGCAGACGGCAACAUGGGGGUCUACAUGCAGAGCCACGGCCACGUGCUUAAGGAGCUCGGACGUUUUGACGAGGCACUAGACGUAAUGAGACGCGCAUCCGCGCACCUGGAUAGGACAUUCGGCAACGGAUACUUCCAGUCGGUAGUGGCAAGAUGCGCUUUGGGAGAGGCGCUUCUCGAGGCUCAUCGCUUCACGGAAUCCAAGACUGUGCUCGAGAAGGCGCGCUCUCUGGCGUUGGCUAGCCUUGGGCCGAGUCACAGAGCAACGCAGGAUAUCGAGGACCUGCUAAGAGUGGUGACGCAUUCGCUGGAAACUGGGUCCAUCCCGUUCUCACUAAACGUGCCCACCCAAGAGUUCUCGGAGAUGUACCGGCCCCCAGAGAUGAAGCCGAAGUGCGAAUCUUGCGAGAAGCGGGAGCAGGACGGGGAGAAGUUCAAAGUAUGCAGCAAGUGCAAGCGCGUGAAGUACUGCUCGGUGGAGUGUCAAAAGGAGGACUGGAAGCAACACAAGAAGAAAUGUCGGCCUCUGCCCAUCUAGUUAGACCAUACAACAGCCUAGACCACCUUUACUAACAACAUCGCCUUUUGUGUAUAUUCUGCUCACGGUGUACCUCCAUAUUAAUCAUGGUACAGGGCUUUUAUACAGAGCGCCGCCUUUACCGGCAAGUGAAUCUGGCUAGGCCAAGCGUGCGGCGAAGCCUGGAACUUUUGAAGCUAGGUGAUUGAUGCUUUCUUAGAAAAACUGGAAACAGAUUCGGUGUCCGACCGGUCUGGACAUGGAAAAUCGUAUGAGUGGAACUUAUUUCCAUACGUACAUGCAAGUAUAGAGCUGACACAAUGAACAUCGUCAAAGAAUCAAUUUGGACCUUUUCAAGUUCUGUUUCGAUGCACUUUGAAAAAAUUGGUUCUUUUGAACAAGCGACUCCGCGUUUAUCUCUACUUUAAGAUUGGACGGCGCGCGUUUCGUCAGACAAAUUGCGCAGGAUCACACACGGUAUAUACGGG
Molecule: messenger RNA, 2325 nt
Organism: Klebsormidium nitens
Lineage: Eukaryota; Viridiplantae; Streptophyta; Klebsormidiophyceae; Klebsormidiales; Klebsormidiaceae
Source: the annotation of a GenBank genome assembly